Molecule: messenger RNA, 264 nt
Organism: Arabis nemorensis
Lineage: Eukaryota; Viridiplantae; Streptophyta; Magnoliopsida; Brassicales; Brassicaceae
Source: the annotation of a GenBank genome assembly
AUGCACGUCGUCGCUGAAGUUCCAUGGCGUCGUCUUCCUCAUUUUUCCGUUACUUAUUGGAUUCCUGUCGAUUAUGUGGCUUCUCCAACAAAGGAAGUCCCUGUAUGUGUUGAGGAAGCAAAUGAUGUUGUAGAAAAGACACAGCUCAAGGCUAGUGGUACGGCUCUUCUUAAAGGACCUAAGAAUUCACGUGAAGCUGUGAAGCAUUUCGUUCCUGCUCCUGCUGCACACAAUCGCACAAAGCCAUAUAUUUGGUCCAGUUGA